AGCGUUUACACGAUAUUGACUGGAUAGGGAAACUUUGAUCAUUCAAGGAAGUUAUUUGUUUACUCUUCUGAACGAGGAGCUGAAAGUUGUUGUAUGGACUGAGAAGAAAUAUUAUAAAAUAAUACGAAAUCCCAUGAGAUUUUAGGAGACCAUUGCAGAAGUCGGACGGAACCCCUGCAACAGUGAUUAAGUGAUAAACAAGAAACUAGAUCGUGAUGGCUUGGACAACCUACCAAAUUGCACUUGCCAUUGUUAUGGUCAUAACAGGCUCCCUUAAUACCUUAUCUACAAAGUGGGCAGACAGACAGUUAGCUGUGGGAUCAGAUGGCAAGGAAAGAAAAUUCGACCAUCCUUUUCUGCAGGCAGUUGGAAUGUUUAUUGGAGAGUUUACCUGCUUGAUUGCAUAUUUUGUGAUCAAAAUGUGUUGUCGUCAACAGCAGGUUGUAGACGGGGAGCAGCCAAGAUCGUUUAAUCCGCUGAUAUUCCUGCCAGCAGCCUUGUUAGAUAUGUGUGGGACAUCCAUUAUGUACAUAGGCCUAAACCUUACAUACGCUUCAAGCUUUCAGAUGUUAAGAGGUGCUGUUAUUAUCUUCACAGCAUUACUUUCUGUAGCAUUUCUGGGCCGUGUAAUCAAGAAACAUAUGUGGGUUGGAAUGUUUACUGUGUUGUUAGGGUUGUUGCUGGUUGGGCUUGCUGACAUUGUAUUCGGAUCUCAUGAUGAUACUACAACCAAUACAAAUGGUAUCAUUGCAGGUGAUUUAUUGAUCAUCAUGGCACAGGUCAUUGUGUCAGUACAGAUGGUGUAUGAAGAAAGGGUGAUAGGACGGUAUAAUGUACAGCCACUUGCUGCUGUUGGCAGUGAAGGAUUAUUUGGUGCCUUGGUUCUAGGGAUCCUUUUGAUACCCUUCUACUAUAUUCACGCCGGAAGUUUCAGUAACACAGCAGGUAACAGACUGGAGAACGCCGAAGAUGCUUUUGUGCAAAUGGGAAACAAUUGGAAAAUCAUUUUAGCAACAGUUGGUAAUAUAAUGAGUAUAGCAUUUUUCAAUUUUGCUGGUAUUAGUGUAACCAGGGAGCUGAGUGCCACUACAAGAAUGGUGCUGGACAGUGUUCGGACACUGGUCAUCUGGGCUGUAACAUUGUUACUGUCCUGGCAGGACUUUCAAUACUUGCAGGUUGUAGGUUUUGUAUUACUGGUGAUAGGGAUGGCAUUAUAUAAUGAUAUAAUUAUCAUGCCGUGGUGGAGGCGUAGAAAGGAGAGAAGAGAGAUGAGAGAGAUUGAGCGGCAUGAUGGGGAUGAUGAUGAAAGACGAAGGUUAUUGGAGAAUGAUGGGGCUGGUCAUGUUGUUAACUAGUGUGAGCUGUAACCACGGAUACCGGUGAACAAAGUGUGGUUUAUAUGUGAUAUUUUUCCUUACUAUCUCAUUCUUCGAUCUUUAUCAGGAGUGUAUUACAAGAAGUCAUCACAGCCACAUUUCAGGAUACUUCAUAAUUCUAUCUUUAUCUCAGAAUUUUUAACUGACCAAUCAUAGAGCUGCAUUUCAAGUUCCUGCCCUUUACCAUUUAGGUUAAAGUUUUACAGACUGAGUGUUUUUACAAUGAGAAAUAUGGUGAUGUUAGAAGUAAAUAUCACCAUAAUUCAGAAAUUGAAUUCAGUUUUUUAAUCACACAUGUUUUAAGAAGAUAUUGUAAGGGUUCAGUGCUUUAGUUUGAACUUUUUAACCAGGUUUUCAACGAAAACCUGAGUUAUUAGAUUGGGGUAGAUGUCGGUCGAGCGGGCGGUGGCGGCGGCGGCGGCGGCGUCAAACUGGUGUUUCCGGUCAAUAACUUUUGUUUCGGUAAAGAUAUUUGAAUAAAACUUGGUAUGUAUGUAGCUUAUAUCAAGACAAAGGCUGGGAUUGAUUUUGGGGUUUCUGGGGUCAAGGUCACUGUUACUUAAAAUAGAAAAAGGGUUUCCGGUCAAUAACUUUUGUUUCGGUAAAGAUAUUUGAAUAAAACUUGGUACGUAUGUAGCUUAUAUCAAGACAAAGGCUGGGAUUGAUUUUGGGGUUUCUGGGGUCAAGGUCAAGGUCACUGUUACUUAAAAUAGAAAAAGGGUUUCGGGUCAGUAACUUUUGUUUCGGUAAAGAUAUUUGAAUAAAACUUGGUAUGUAUGUAGCUUAUAUCAAGACAAAGGCUGGGAUUGAUUUUGGGGUUUCUGGGGUCAAGGUCAAGGUCACUGUUACUUAAAAUAGAAAAAAGGUUUCCGGUCAAUAACUUUUGUUUCGGUAAAGAUAUUCGAAUAAAACUUGGUGUGCAUGUAGCUUAUAUUAAGACAAAGGCUGGGAUUGAUUUUGGGGUUUCUGGGGUCAAGGUCAAGGUCACUAUUACUUAAAAUGGAAAAAGGGUUUCCGGUCAAUAACUUAACUUAGGAAUGAGCUAUCAUGAUGAAACUUGGUGUAUAGCAAACUUAUAUAAAGUUGUAGCUUGGGAUUGAUUUUGGGGUUUCUGGGAUCAAGGUCAAGGUCAUUGUUACUAAAAAUAGGGUUAGGGUUAGGUUAGGGUUAGGGUUAGCAUAUCUUCUACAUGCAUGGAGGGAUUUUGAUGAAAGUUGGCACAAUUGUUCAUCAUCAUGAGACGGAGUGUCAUGCGCAAGAACCAGGUCCCUAGGUCUAAGGUCAAGGUCACACUUAGAGGUCAAAGGAUACAAGAAUGAAAAGUGUGUCUGGAGCAUAUUUUCUUCAUGCAUAGAGGGAUUUUGAUGUAACUUGGCACAAUUAUACACCAUCAUGAGACGAAGUGUCUUGCGCAGUUCCAUUCUUUAGAAUUACUUCCCUUUGUUGUUACUAUAAAUAGCUUAUAUUGUAACUUUUUCAUUACUAGACGUAGGGAAAAAUCGAGACCACUUUUCUGUAGUACAACAUGCAUGUUACAUCCAAUUUUGAGGUGUAUUUUGACCAAUCUCUACCUGGUUAGGAUUUCUGUGUGGACUUAAAAUUAUUUUUUUUGUUUAUUUUUUUUGUUUGUUUUUUUUUUAGAUUAACUUCCCUUAGUUGUUACUAUAAAUAACUUAUAUUGUAACUUUUUUAUAAUUGACCGUAGGGAAAAACCAAGACCACUUUUCUGUGGUACAACAUAGUUGUUACUUUCUAAUUUUAGGUGAAUUUUAAGGUAUCUCUACCUGGUAAGGAGUUUUUUUGUGGACUUAGAAAAACAAAAGAAUUACAGUGAUUACUAAACAACCACAAAAUUAAAAUUACAUCUGCAAAUACAGGUGCUAGAGUAAAGAAAUUUGCUGUGACGGGCGUAUAUUGUGACAUUCUGGCACUCUUGUUUAUUCUUAUGAAAAGUGUUGAAAACCUGGUUUCGUGGCAUUGCCGCGUUUCUUGUUAAAAGUUUUAAACAGGGUAUCUAUGAUAAAAUUGUGUAGAAAGAUUAAUACAUAUACAUAGAGUAUUGAUACUCAAGAUUUCUGAUACUGUGAAAGUAAAGUUUCCAUCCAUUUUUAGCUCACCUGUCACAAAGUGACAAGGUGAGCUUUUGUGAUCGCGCGGUGUCCGUCGUCCGUCCGUCCGUGCGUCCGUAAACUUUUGCUUGUGACCACUCUAGAGGUCACAUUUUUCAUGGGAUCUUUAUGAAAGUUGGUCAGAAUGUUCAUCUUGAUAAUAUCUAGGUCAAGUUCGAAACUGGGUCACGUGCCAUCAAAAACUAGGUCAGUAGGUCUAAAAAUAGAAAAACCUUGUGACCUCUCUAGAGGCCAUAUAUUUCACAAGAUCUUCAUGAAAAUUGGUCAGAAUGUUCACCUUGAUGAUAUCUAGGUCAAGUUUGAAACUGGGUCACGUUCCAUCAAAAACUAGGUCAGUAGGUCUAAAAAUAGAAAAACCUUGUGACCUCUCUAGAGGCCAUAUAUUUCACAAGAUCUUCAUGAAAAUUGGUCAGAAUGUUCACCUUGAUGAUAUCUAGGUCAAGUUUAAAACUGGGUCACGUGCCGUCAAAAACUAGGUCAGUAGGUCAAAUAAUAGAAAAACCUUGUGACCUCUCUAAAGGCCAUAUUUUUCAUGGGAUCUGUAUGAAAGUUGGUCUGAAUGUUCAUCUUGAUGAUAUCUAGGUCAAGUUCGAAACUGGGUCACCUGCGGUCAAAAACUAGGUCAGUAGGGCUAA
This is a messenger RNA of Mercenaria mercenaria, 4140 nucleotides long. RefSeq names its product solute carrier family 35 member F6-like. Lineage: Eukaryota; Metazoa; Mollusca; Bivalvia; Venerida; Veneridae. Gene Ontology annotation, molecular function: DNA binding. Gene Ontology annotation, cellular component: nucleus; membrane. Bases 216 to 1355 code for a protein of 379 amino acids. The record is from RefSeq and is a predicted model, not a curated record. The transcript is spliced from 10 exons.